Condylura cristata (star-nosed mole) is the source of this 1187-nucleotide messenger RNA. RefSeq names its product lipase maturation factor 1 (gene LMF1). Bases 141 to 1187 code for a protein of 348 amino acids. NCBI's taxonomy places the organism in Eukaryota, Metazoa, Chordata, Mammalia, Eulipotyphla, Talpidae. Gene Ontology annotation, biological process: protein maturation. The record is from RefSeq and is a predicted model, not a curated record. Gene Ontology annotation, cellular component: endoplasmic reticulum membrane. The transcript has 9 exons.
CAGGGUGGGAAUCCCAGCUCCUGGAGACGGGCUUCCUGGGGAUCUUCCUCUGCCCACUCUGGACGCUGUCGCCGCUGCCCCGGGGGACUCCCACGUCGAGGGUCGUCUUGUGGGGCUUCCGCUGGCUGAUUUUCAGGAUCAUGCUCGGAGCGGGCCUUAUCAAGGUCCGCGGGGACCAGUGCUGGCGGGACCUGACCUGCAUGGACUUCCACUACGAGACACAGCCGGUGCCCAACCCCGCGGCCUACUUCCUUCACCGCGCCCCUUGGUGGCUGCACCGCGCGGAGACGCUGGGCACCCACGUGCUAGAGCUGGCGGUGCCCUUCUUCGUCUUCCUGGGCCGGCGCAUGUGCGCGCUGCACGGUGUCCUGCAGCUGCUGUUCCAGGCGGCGCUCGUGGUCAGCGGCAACCUGAGCUUCCUGAACUGGCUGACGGCCGUGCCCAGCCUCUCCUGCUUUGACGACGCCGCCCUGGGCGCCCUGUUUCCCGCCGGGCCCGGCGGCCUCAAGGAUCGCGUCCUGAAGAUCCAGGAGGAGGCGGCCCGGGGCGCGCCCCUGGCCCCACGACGACUCGGCCGCGUGGCCCGGCAGACAGUCCACGCGGCGCUGGCCGUCCUGGUGGCCUGGCUCAGCGUCCCCGUGGUCGCCAACCUGCUGAGCCCGCGGCAGGUGAUGAACAGCUCCUUCGACGCGCUCAGGAUCGUCAACACCUACGGGGCCUUCGGGAGCGUCAGCAGGGAGCGCACCGAGGUGGUGCUGCAGGGCACGGCCAGCCCCAACGCCAGCGCGCCCGAGGCCGUGUGGGAGGACUACGAGUUCAAGUGCAAACCGGGCAGCCUCACUCGCCGGCCGUGCCUGGCCUCCCCCUACCACCACCGCCUGGACUGGCUCAUGUGGCUCGCGGCCUUCCAGACCUACGAGCACAACGAGUGGAUCCUGCACCUGGCCGGCAAGCUGCUGGCCAACGACGCCCAGGCCACGUCCCUGCUGGCCCACAACCCCUUCUCCGGCAGGGACCCGCCCAGGUGGGUGCGGGCCGAGCACUUCAGGUACAAGUUCAGCCGCCCGGGAGGCCGGCACGCGGCCGAGGGAGCAUGGGCCGGGCACCAGCGGGCAGUUGGUGUCUUGCGGCAGCUGGACCCACUUGUUCGGGGCGCGGCCCUCCCUGCCUCCCCAUCCCGAGGGUGA